Messenger RNA from Micropterus dolomieu (smallmouth bass), 2881 nucleotides. RefSeq names its product sulfide:quinone oxidoreductase, mitochondrial-like. Lineage: Eukaryota; Metazoa; Chordata; Actinopteri; Centrarchiformes; Centrarchidae. The coding region runs from base 158 to 1474 and encodes 438 amino acids. The record is from RefSeq and is a predicted model, not a curated record. The transcript has 10 exons. Gene Ontology annotation, cellular component: mitochondrion. Gene Ontology annotation, molecular function: FAD binding; sulfide:quinone oxidoreductase activity.
GUUCACAGUCGGUUAACGACUCACGCAGACUCUGUCAGGUCUUCCUUUUUUUGCAGAGUGAAAGCAGGUCAGACUGAAUUCUCCUGGAUUAUCUAAGGAUUUUGUCUAACUUGACACUUCAACGAGAGGAUAACAGUAGUGCUGGUCAAGACACAGGAUGUCUGCACUGUGUCGUCUGAGGCAGUGCCAGGCCAAAGGCAUUGCUAUCUCUUAUCUUCACACGGGUAGCAGUGUCUCUGCCAAACAUCAUUACAAAAUGCUCGUGCUCGGAGGAGGAAGUGGGGGCAUUACAAUGAGUGCACGAAUGAAGAGGAUGAUGGGAGCUGAGAAUGUGGCUGUUGUGGAGCCCAGCGAGAUGCACUACUAUCAGCCAAUCUGGACGCUGGUUGGUGCUGGGGCAAAAACUGUGGCCUCAUCAGGGCGUUCCACUGCGAGUGUUGUGCCGUCUGGAGUAAAGUGGGUGAAAUCUAAAGUUCAGGAAAUCAACCCAGAUGCAAAUACUGUCCGCACAGACGAUGGGACUGAAAUCUCCUAUGAGUAUUUGAUCGUGGCUCUUGGUUUACAACUCCAUUAUGAGAAGAUUAAAGGACUGCCAGAAGGAUUUGAGCAUCCAAAGAUUGGGUCAAACUACUCAGUCCAAACUGUGGAGAAAACGUGGAAAGCGCUGCAGGACUUCAAAGAGGGCAACGCUGUUUUCACUUUCCCAAAUACUCCUGUGAAAUGUGCUGGAGCUCCACAGAAGAUCAUGUACCUAACAGAUGCCUAUCUCAGAAAGACAGGAAAAAGAGCGAAGGCCAAUGUAAUAUACAACACAUCUCUACCUGUGCUCUUUGGCAUCAAAAAAUAUGCUGAGUCAUUGUGGGAUAUUGUGAAACAACGUGACCUACAAGUGAACCUGAGGCACAACCUGAUUGAAGUGCGGGCAGACAAGCAAGAAGCUGUGUUUGAAAAUCUUGAUAAACCGGGCGAAACCAAAGUGUUUGAGUAUGAAAUGCUUCAUGUCACUCCACCAAUGGGACCCAAUUUGGUGAUUAAAGGCAGUCCACUGGCAGAUCCGGUGGGUUGGUUGGAUGUCAACAGAGACAACCUCCAACAUAAUAGGUAUCCAAAUGUGUUUGGGAUUGGAGACUGUACCAAUCUGCCCACAUCCAAAACGGCCGCUGCUGUUGCUGCUCAGUCUGCUAUAUUGAACAGAACCAUCAGCAAAAUACUGAAAAAUGAGAAGCCAGAUAAGAAGUAUGAUGGCUACACUUCAUGUCCGUUGGUCACGAGCUACAACACGGUAAUUCUGGCAGAGUUUGACUACAAUAACCAACCACUGGAAACAUUCCCCAUCAACCAAGCCAAAGAAAGAAGACUCAUGUACUACAUGAAAGCUGAUGUGAUGCCUCACCUCUAUUGGCACGGGCUUUUAAAGGGCCUAUGGGGUGGACCAGGACCAUACAGGAAACUCUUUCAUCUUGGGAUGAAAUGAAACCUCACCAUCACUUUGCAAGUUAAUACUGUACUUUCCCUAAACUUCUAGGGUAAGAAGUAGCACAUUCAAUCGAGGAUGGACACAUAUUGUGGCUAGUACGAUGGUAAUAUUUAUGGCCUGGACAUCAUGACUAAUCACAAUAAGUUUGGUCAUGUUAUCAUCAAUAUUUAAAUGUCUUGCUUUAGUUAAACCUGCAGUAAGUGGUGCAUUUAUGUUACCAUGGAAUAAAAUGACUCCCUGUAAUGAGAAAAAGUCACUUGACUCUGCAGCUCUAUGUAGCUUUUAGCUGCUUUUGGUUCUUUUGGCAGCACGUUGAAUGUACGAUCUUGCUGCUUUCAUCAACCUUAUUAUCCAACCAGCAAAAAGUUUGUAGAAGAUUCUUUGAUUUGCAACCCUAGGUGUACCAGUGUGCUUUCAUAAGCCAGUACGUUUCCCCACAGCCUAAUUGAGGUUAGCCAGGCUCUUCCAAUGUUUAUUCAACUUCUUGCUGCAGAGUAAAUAAUCCUUGUUGUUCAUGUACAUCCAAUAAACUGACCAAUAUUAGCCUUUUUAAAACAGCCACAAAGUUUAAAUGAACAAUUAAAAAUGUUGAUGCUUUGGGACACUUACAUGGUAAUUUGUUUUUGCAGGAUAUGGGAGGGAUGCCCACCUCUACAGCUUUAAUCAUUGUCUGCCAGUCAUUAAGAGUGUUGUGUUGACAGUAAUCACUAAGCACAAUAUUUAAAUAUUCUAUUUUUCCAAAUUCUUCACAAGAACUUGUGUACAUUGGUGAACGUUAGUUAUUAUGUGUGUAGUUUCUUAAGGAUUUUAAUAGUCUAGAGUCUUCUCCAACUUACAUGCUAAAGCAUCCAGUCUGAAAAUGUAUUUGUUUCCACAGCACAAUGUUAAUCAUUUGUGCUACCAAACAUUUUGUAUGAGAGGUUGUCUUUGGAAAUACUUACCCAUCAACAUCAAAACUAAGUGCUUUUUCUUAGAUCAGAAAUAGAGUUUUGUACAUAGAUUAUUUUUCUAUCAGUGCUUAACCGAGUCAUAAACAUCUAGAUGACUAUGUAGUUGGUGCUAACAUCAUUAUCGUAUUAAAAAUAUGCAUUUAAUUAUUAAAAUCUGUGUACAAAACCUGCUGUAAAUUUGCUAUAGAAGUAAAAACUGAAAUUGCUGAUGAAAAAAUUCUCAGUAUAGUUUUCACCUUGUUGCACUUUAUGGUAUUUUUACUUUGUGGUACUUUUACUGGAAUAUUUAAAGUUAUAUAUGACUUUGUUUUGCUGUGAUUUUUUUUAUAGUAUUAUUUACUUUUAUGAUGUCCCUGAUUAGUAUUAUUACUUUAGGACACAAUCUGCAAUUGGUGGACACUGCCCUUUCUGCACAUACAAAUGUUUAUGCUCUACUAAAUUGGCUGUAAUGUUA